AUGGAAUCACCUAAAGCUGGUGGAUCAAGGAAUACAUCUGUAGUUAUCCUUACACUUGAUACAAGUGAGCUAGGUUAUGAUGUUUUCAACUCCCAAGAAGAAGCACUAAACUACAUCACAAAUGGUUCAAAAUUCAUCUGCAAAAGUACAAUUCAUGCAAAAGCCAUAUUGGGAUAUGCUGUUCUUGGAAACUCAGCCUUAUUGCUUGUUGCCACAAAGUUAACAGCUAGCAUUCCAUUUCUACCAGGUGGUGGUUGUGUAUACACCAUUAGUGAGAGCAAAUGGAUCAAAAUCUUUCUUCAAAAUCCUCAACCACAAGGGAAAGGAGAAGUCAAAAACAUUCAAGAACUCACUGAACUUGAAAUUGAUGGAAAACAUUACUUUUGUGAAACAAGAGACAUCACAAGGCCAUUUCCUAGUCGAGUUUCUGUAAAAACACCUGAUGAUGAGUUUGUUUGGAAUGGAUGGUUUUCAACUGCUUUCAAAAGAAUUGGGUUGGAUCAACACUGUGUUAUUUUGCUUCAGGGAUUUGUGGAAUAUCGAACUUUUGGAAGCUUAGGUCAGCAAGAUGGAAUUGUUGCUCUUAUAGCUAGGCGUAGUAGGUUGCAUCCUGGCACUCGAUAUUUAGCAAGAGGCUUAAACUCUUGUUAUAGCACAGGAAAUGAAAUCGAGUGUGAACAACUUGUAUGGGUACCAAAAAGAGAUGGACAAAAUGUGCCUUUCAACACCUACAUAUGGAGACGAGGCACUAUUCCCAUAUGGUGGGGUGCAGAGCUAAAGAUGACAUCAGCAGAAGCAGUAAUUUACAUUUCUGACCGUGACCCUUACAAAGGAAGCGCACGAUAUUACCAAAGAUUAACCAAAAGAUACGAUUCAAGAAACAAGGGUAUAAACGGAAACCAAAAUAAAAUCGGCUUUGUCCCCAUUGUAUGCAUCAACCUUCUUAGAAACGGAGAAGGAAAAUCCGAAUCCAUUUUAGUCCAACAUUUCGAAGAAUCCUUAAAUCACAUCCGGUCAAACGGUCAACUCCCUAACACAAGACUCCACUUAAUAAACUACGAUUGGCAUACAAGUAUUCGAUUCAAAGGCGAACAACAAACAAUUGAAGGACUUUGGUAUCAUUUAAAAUCUCCCACAAUCUCCAUAGGGAUCACAGAAGGUCAUUAUUUACAUUCUCGUGAAAAUAUCCAAGAAGCUGAUGAUGUCAUCGUUUCCAACGAUGACAUCAUCGGUUGCUUUCGCUUACACGUGCAUCAAAACGGUGUGAUUCGUUACAACUGUGCGGAUUCUUUGGAUAGAACAAAUGCUGCUAGCUAUUUUGGUGGGCUACAGGUGUUCACUGAACAAUGUAGGCGGCUUGGGAUUUUUCUUGAUGCUGACGUGGCGUUGAAGCCAAGCGGGUCGCUAGCGAGGAUGCGGUCGUGUAAUGAUAAGGCGUGGAAGAGAUUUGAUAUGACAUUUGAGGAGUUUAAAAGGUCGACUAUUUUGUCACCUGUUUGUCAGUUAGCUGAGCUUUUUUUAAUUUCGGGUGAUAUUCAUGCGACUAUUUAUACGGGUUCUAAAGCAAUGCAUAGUCAUAUUUUGAGUAUUUUUAGUGAAGAAGCAGCGAAAAAUAAACAGUUUUCAGUUGCGCAAAAUGUGAAGAUAACGCUUCAAAGAAGAUAUAAUAAUGCAGUUGUGGAUAGUUAUCGACAGAAACAGUUAGAGAUGUUUCUUGGAUUAAGGCUUUUUAAACAUCUUCCUUCGAUAUCAAUUCAACCUUUGCAUGUGCUAAGUAGACGAUCUGGUUGUCUUCUUAAACCGAUUGCUAGCAUUGACUCGAGUUCUGAUGAUGGAGACAGUCUUCUUAGUUUUAAACAUAAAAAUCUCAUCUGGAUUUCGCAACAAGCUGCCGAUAUAAUACAACUUUUUAUCUACCUUGGCGAGCCUUGUCAUGUUUGUCAGCUUCUUCUCACAAUUUCACACGGUGCAGACGAUUCAACAUAUCCAUCAACAGUCGAUGUCAGAACAGGACGCGAUCUUGAUGAGCUUAAACUUGUUUUAGAGGGAGCUUCCAUUGCUAGAUGUGUUAAUGGUACAAACAUGGUGAUACCAAUACCGGGGCCCAUUAGUGACGAUGACAUGGCGUUCACAAGAAGUGUAACAACCCCACCUACCCACAAACCUAAGCUACCGUUUUUAUAUGAUUUCGAAGGUCGCGAGGGCAAUUUGGACUUUCUUACUCGGGUGGUUGUUCUCACAUUCUACCCAUCUGAGUCUACCACUUCCCCUGUCACUAUCGGUGAGGUGGAGAUACUUGGGAUUUCUCUUCCAUGGAGAGGUGAUGACAUCGUUUCAGAAUCUGUUUCACAACCAAUGACAGAAAUCAGUUUGCUUGAUCAUGGUUACAUUGAAGACAAUAAAACAAAUUCAAUACAACAAGAUGAAAUACAAACCAAAGGGGACGUAGAAGCACUUCAGUACAUAACUUGCUUCAAAAUGUUGUCAGCUUUACAUGGGGGUAACAAAUUAGGGUUUAAAGAAGGGAUGAAACUUGAAAUCGAACGUCUUAGGCUCAAUCUAUCUGGUGUUGAACGCGAUAAAGCUUUAUCAUCAAUUGGAAUCGAUCCAGAAAGUAUAAAUCCGAACGUGUUAAUAGAAGAAUCUUAUGUUUCUUCAUUAUGUAAAGCCGCAAAUGCGGUUGCAUUUCUAGGUCAAGCUUCUUUAGAAGACAGAAUUACUGGUGCGAUUGGUCUUGAGAUUAUCGAAAAUGAAAAAAUCGAUGUGGAUUUUUGGAAUAUUAACAGAAUUGGGGAGAGUUGUUGCAGUGAAUCGUGUCAAGUUCAUAUGGGGACUUCGACUUUGAAUUCUUCUUCUUCACAGUCGAUUUAUUUAUGCUCUGCGUGUAAUCGGAAGGUUUGCAAAGUUUGUUGCGCGGGAAAAGGUGCUGUACUUGUUCUUCAGAAUCGUGGUGUUAAUGAACGGUGUUUAUUGAUGGAUGGGGUUAUUUGUAAGCUGUGUUGUGAUGAUAGUGUUCUUGAUGCGUUGACUUUGGAUUAUCUUAGGGUUUUGAUUAGCGAGAGAAGAAAUAGGGAUGCCGAAACGGCGACGUAUAAAGCUUUAGGUGAAAUUGUAGGGAGGAAUUAUAUCGCCGGAAAAAAGGAGUCGUCGACUGAUAAAAAUGGAGAUGUCAAGGCGGCGCUUCAACAGUUGCUCAAUGGAGAAGAAUCGUUGGCUGAAUUCCCAUUCGGAAGCUUUCUCCACUCGAUUGAAUCAGCGUCAGGUUCAGCACCACCAUUGUCGUUGCUUGCACCUUUGAAUACCGGAUUAAAACAGUCGUACUGGAGGGCACCUCCGACCACCUCUUCUACUGAGCUUAUUAUCGUUCUCGGCAGUCUCUCUGAUGUCUCCGGCGUCAUCCUUCUCGUUAGUCCCUGUGGCUAUUCCAUGUCCGAUUCCCCCAUCGUCCAAAUUUGGGCAAGUAACAAAAUACACAAGGAAGAAAGAUCGUGUGUCGGAAAAUGGGAUGUGAAAUCAAUGCUCACAUCUUCGCCGGAGCUUUGUGGUCCAGAAGAAUCCAAUAUUCAAACGCCUCGCCACAUCAAAUUCGACUUCCGAAAUCCUGUGCGAUGUCGUAUGAUUUGGAUAAAAUUGAGUAUCCAGAAAGUUGGAUCGAGUUCUGUGAGUUUCGAGAACGAUUUCAAUCUUUUAUCCUUUGAUGAAACUCCGGCCUCCGAUCCCGGCGGCAGACGCGCCUCCAUAGCAGGAACAUCGGAAAGUAUUCCGUCUCUGCACGCCAAAAGAAUUCUCGUAGUUGGAUUUCCGGUGAAAGCGGAUAUAAAGCGGUCGUCGUCGCAGAGAUCUGAGCAUGCUAGUAGCAUCAAAAAUUGGCUGGAGAAACCGCCAUUGUUAAACAGAUACAAGGCUCCGAUUGAAUCCGAGAAGUUGAUCGAGAACGAUCUGGUUUUGGAACAAAACAUGUCUCCGUCUUCACCGGUAGCAGCAGGUUUCCGGCUCGACGGUUUUAGCGCUAUAAAACCUCGAUUAAAACAUUCACCUUCAGCAUUGGAGGCAGUAUCUACAGUUUUCGAACAUAGAUUCAUAUCUCCACCGGUAUUACGUAUUCAAGUAUCGACAUUAAAGGGGUUGUCGGAGGAGACGGUGGUGGUUGCAGAGUACCGGAUACCGGAGGUGAAGAGUGGAACGGCGAUGUACUUUGACUUUCCUAAAGCGAUGAACAGUCGACGAGUACGAUUCAGGCUGGUCGGAGAUGUUGCUGGGUUUGCCGAUGAUCCGGAAGACGGCGGCGAUACAGGGCGGCCGUUGGCGGCGGGGUUGUCUUUGUUAAACCGGAUUAAGUUAUACUACUAUGCCCACCCUGGUGAUCUUGGGAGAUGGGCAGGCCUUUCUGGGGUGUUUCGAGUUUAUGAGAGAUUGUAG
Messenger RNA from Lactuca saligna, 4419 nucleotides. NCBI's taxonomy places the organism in Eukaryota, Viridiplantae, Streptophyta, Magnoliopsida, Asterales, Asteraceae. The record is from the annotation of a GenBank genome assembly.